Messenger RNA from Pseudozyma flocculosa PF-1, 1617 nucleotides. RefSeq lists its product as uncharacterized. Gene Ontology annotation, molecular function: 2 iron, 2 sulfur cluster binding. The transcript has 5 exons. The record is from RefSeq and is a predicted model, not a curated record. Bases 1 to 1617 code for a protein of 538 amino acids. Lineage: Eukaryota; Fungi; Basidiomycota; Ustilaginomycetes; Ustilaginales; Ustilaginaceae.
AUGACGGACCAGGCAGGGGUGCGCUCCGUCUGGCUCAAGGUGGCGCCCACCUCGAGGCUCGAGGCGUCGGCCCGUCACCACCUCACCUUGCGACAUGCCCAGACGCUCGAGUACCAUUCGCUCCUCAUCUUCCGCUUCCCUUCGGCCGAUGCCGCCACCCCGUCGGCCUACUACUGCAUGGAGGCCACGUGCCCACACCUCGGUGCUCCGCUCGAGAAUGCCACGAUCGAGGAAAACGAGCCGUUGGACGACGUCGAAGAGAUCGAGGACUUUGUCGUCGUCUGCCCCUGGCACGAGUACGACUUUUCUCUCCGCACCGGCGAGUCGUCCCACGGCAUCAAGGCGUGCGUCUACGCUUGUCAGGUCCGGGACGAUGGCCAGCUCUGGAUCGAUGCACCCGCUCCCGCGCAGCACGUCGCAGCUGCUGAGUCAGAGGCCAAGAAGGACGCCUGGGACAUUGUCGAGAUCAGGCCGGUCAGCGAAGCCUACGCUCGCAACACGGGAAGGGAGGACGCCGCCAAGGCGCUGCACCUGCAAGCCUCAAAGCUGGCCCUCGACGCCGAGGCGCCCCUGAAAGAUGCCCCGCACAGCGAACCACCGACAGGCGUGGAGACGGCGUCCUCGUCGAUCCCGCCACCCUCGCCGGCGCCAAGGACGCUCGUGGCAUGGGCGGUCCUCGUGCUCAACACGCCCGAGCCCGCCAAGAAGGUGGCCUACACGCGCUACGCCGCCCAGGCCUUCCGCUCCGGCGAAUGCAAGAUCAUCGGCGGCGGUCGGUGGGUGCAGAACGAGGCGGAUCCGUCGAAGCGGCGGUGGCACGUCUCGGAAGCCGAGACGCCGCCGGAACGGCCGGCCAGGCUCCAGGAAGAGAUCCGUGUCAAGCCUGGCGCCGAGGGCAAGCGUGGUCGAGGCGGGACAGAGCGGAGCCGAAUCGCCAUGCUACACUCGCUCGCCAACAUCGAGCAGUGGGCCAUCGACCUGGCGUUUGACAUCAUGGCGCGCGCUCCGCGGCUGUGCGCCGAGUACUUUGCCGACGCCGAGGGCCCGGCGCCCAAGAUGCCGCUGCAGUUUUUUUCCGACUUUGUCAAGGUGGCCGAGGACGAGGCCAAGCACUUUUCGCUGCUCGACGAGCGGCUGCGCGAGAUGGGGAGCCACUUUGGCGCGCUGCCGGUGCACCACGGGCUGUGGGACUCGGCCAUGGAGACGGCGCACUCGCUGACGGCGCGCAUCUCCGUCGUGUCGCUGGUGCACGAGAGCCGCGGGCUGGACGUCAACCCGAUGACGAUCAAGAAGUUUGAAAACGCCGGCGACGCCAAGAGCGUCGAGACGCUGACGACGAUCCACCUCGAUGAGAUUACCCACGUCUCGGCGGGGCACCGGUGGCUGACGUGGCUGUGCGCCAAUGCGCGGCCGCAGCCGCUGGACCCGGUCCAGGUAUUUCGCCAGGAGGUCAGGCACAACUUUAUCGGCAGGCUCAAGGGGCCUUUCAACGUCGAGGACCGCAAGAGGGCCGGGCUCGACAAGAAUUGGUACGAGGAUCUGGUGGGCGAGAUGAAGAGCAAUCGCGACGGACGCGGCGCCGUCGGCGUGCAGCGCAACGAGGUGCCCGGUGGUUAG